Prosopis cineraria is the source of this 1717-nucleotide messenger RNA. RefSeq names its product fasciclin-like arabinogalactan protein 21. NCBI's taxonomy places the organism in Eukaryota, Viridiplantae, Streptophyta, Magnoliopsida, Fabales, Fabaceae. The transcript has a single exon. The coding region runs from base 155 to 1441 and encodes 428 amino acids. The record is from RefSeq and is a predicted model, not a curated record.
ACCCAUGCGCGCGUCAGCUUCAUCUAACGACCUCAUAACCGCUUCCUCACUAUUUCACGCAUAAAUUCUUUCGCACUCACUCGCUUCUUUCAUUGUGGUUCGCAUUCUCUCUGAAAUUUCGAAACAGUUCUCUGAUUCCUUUUCUCUCUCCGUCAUGGAUACUUCUCUGCAACUCUCAUUGCUCUGUGCCGUUUCGAUCGUUGCAAUGCUUUGCUCACCCACGGUGACCGCUAUUGAAGGACUGCAAGGAAGCUUCACGCCUCCAACCGUACCGUUAACACCACCGCCGGCUCCACAAGAACUCCAAGAACACUCAUUCUUCUCACACACAGCACUCCUCCCUCCGAUCUUGUCUCAUCUUGGCUUCCACGAGCUGGCCACGGCGGCUCCUUUACUCUCUGACUCAACCUCCUCCGCUGCCUCUUCCUGGACUGGUCCUUCUACGAUCUUUGCUGCGUCAGAUGCCUCCCUUCGCACCUGUUUCUCUUGCUCUGUUCCUAAUCUUCUUCGCGAGCACAUCGUUCCUGGAUACUUUACCAUUGAUUAUCUGCGGAAACUUGCCUUCGGAACCAAGAUCGAAACCUUGAGUCCAGGUCGUUGCAUUACUCUCACGUCUGAUUCGGUCCACAGAAACUCCAGCACUGCUGGUGAAGUGAAGGUGUUUGUCGGAGGGAUGGAGAUCACGCAGCCGGAGUUAUUCAACAAUGGUAUGGUUGUUAUUCAUGGCAUUCAAGGCUUUGUCUCACCACUGUCUCCGUUUUCUUGCGAAGUGGAGAGGAUGUCUUCGCCCUCGUAUCCUUACCAUCUAGACCAUCGUUCCGGUCACCACACCACGUCCGGCUCAAUGCAGACAGCCAUCACGCGCCUGAUGAUCAGAGACGCGAUUCUCCGACUACGUAACAAUGGCUUCAGCAUCCUAGCCCUUGCUAUGAAGGUGAAGUACUCCGAGCUGGUCACACUCAAUAACAUGACGAUAUUCGCCGUUGACGAUCUCUCCAUCUUCUCCGGUUCACAUUCUUAUAUCAGCAAUGUGAGGUUUCACAUCGUGCCGAACCAUUACUUGACAUUUACGGACCUGGAGAAGCUACCGGUAGGAACGCCUCUGCCGACUCUGGAACGUGGCCAAACGCUGCUUAUCACUACCUCAAGUGGAGGCUUGACUUCAGCGCCGAUGAGGAUUAACUAUGUGAGGGUUAAGGUGCCGGACGUUAUCCGCAAUAUCAAGAUAGUGGUGCACAGUGUUUACUUGCCAUUUCCACAUAUUAGCCCUGUCGCUGCGGCUUACGACAGCAUACUUGGAGGUGAAGGAGCGGCUCAUGCGUCUUCAGAUCAGAUGAUGGAAGGAACCUGUGCUGCUAUGGAUGGGAAUGGAAAUUGCAGCGGGCAGCCAAUACCUCAGGCCAAGCCAAUGGUGGAGAUCGAAGAUCACCAUGGUCUGUGAUUUGAGAGUUCGAGUGUCUUGUGACACGCAUCUAGUUGUCUGUCUUUCAUGGUUAGUGCGCUGUUUCUAGUUCCCUGUUAGUUCGUUGCCGCUUGAGUGGAGUCUUAAACUGAGUCAAUCCAAGAGGUUUUUCUUCAUCCAUUUCUUCAGUUUUAGCUUAUGGUGUAUACGGCAACACUCUGUUACACCUUAGUAAAAGUUUGUUGAUUCUGAGCUUUCUUGAUAUGUUUCUUGUUCUUGUAUUUUCUUAAAGAAUGAUAUUCUUGACUUGUUUCC